Molecule: messenger RNA, 579 nt
Organism: Ilex paraguariensis (yerba mate)
Lineage: Eukaryota; Viridiplantae; Streptophyta; Magnoliopsida; Aquifoliales; Aquifoliaceae
Source: the annotation of a GenBank genome assembly
AUGGAGUACCCCUCUCUGUUAGAUCCAGAAAGACCUUAUUGGAGGAAAUCAAAGAGACCAUCCAUGGCUUCAAAAACCCAAAACUCUCUCUCACUGGUCUCUCUGGCCAUUGUCACCCUUGUCUUUGCCACCAAUGCCCACCAGCAACCAGACUCCGUUAACCCGUUCUGUAACACCGCGACCGAUAAGGCUUUCUGCACGGCAUUGGUACAUGAAGCAAAGACUUGGAACGAAGCCACCAUGAAUGCAAUAACUGGAACCCUUGAACGAGCCACCCGGGUAAAGAAAAUUGUCGAUGGCCUCAACUCAGCAUUGCCUUCAGUCAAGAAGGACUCGAAGGAAUUAAUUCUGAGUACAUGUAGUGAGAGUUACCAGUACAUGCUGGACAAUCUUCAUGGUGCUUUGGAGGACCUCAAGAGUGGGGAUAAGGUUAGUUUGAAUGAGAAACUGUCGUCGGCGAGUUUCUCCGAUUGUACCAAUGGACUCAAGCAGUUUCACAUUGCUUCGCCUCUAGCCAGCUUCAACGAUGAAUUGCUUAAGUUCAUUGAUAACUGUUUGGCUGUGUCCAGGCAAGUCUGA